Psilocybe cubensis is the source of this 1203-nucleotide messenger RNA. RefSeq lists its product as uncharacterized. The transcript is spliced from 3 exons. The record is from RefSeq and is a predicted model, not a curated record. Gene Ontology annotation, molecular function: hexosyltransferase activity. Lineage: Eukaryota; Fungi; Basidiomycota; Agaricomycetes; Agaricales; Agrocybaceae. Gene Ontology annotation, cellular component: membrane. The coding region runs from base 1 to 1203 and encodes 400 amino acids.
AUGUAUCCCCCAACUGGCAACACUGGACGAUACCAACGUCUAAGUCAAGAUCCCGAACGCAUCCUUGAUCCCCAUACUUCUUCCUCCUCCAAAUCCCUGUUAUUCCGUAUCCAUUUGCGAGAUGUACUCCGCGAUCUAUGGCGGAUACGCUAUGCUAGAUUCAUGGGAUUUUUGACAGCAGUUCUCUUGAUAGGUGCUCUAGGCAAAAUCUAUAUGACCGAUUCUCCAAUCACCGAUGUCUUUGCUUUUGAUCAAAACGAAAAACCUCUCUACCUCAAUACACAUCCUCAAACUCCCCUUGCCCUCAGACUGACGAUUAUGUCGCGCGUGGAGGAGUUCGAGCGUCGGGAGACACUUCGACAAACAAUGUUAAACGGGGUUUUUUCUAAAGACGUUCACCUUGAUUACAAGUUCGUUGUGGGUAGAGCUGUGGGUCUGAUGGCGAGGGCAAGGAUUUUCUUCGAACGGUUGUCCCACGAUGAUAUGCUUAUAUUAGAAGAUCUCAACGACGUAGCUAAUAGACUCUCUGAAAAGAGGUAUGCGGCAUUGCAGUGGGCCAACAUAAUACCACAUGAUGAAUAUGACUUUUCGAUGACCGUGGACUCUGACACAUUCUGUCGGCUUGGCGCUCUUGCUCGUAGGUUGCGUCACGAGUACCCUGAUAUCAAACCUAGAAACGAGUCUAUCAUCAUCGCCAGAAUGUUAUCCAACCUUGUUUACUUUGAAAACACAGUCCCGGACGGCAACACAGACGACGACGACGAGGACCACUAUGUAAAGGGACCGUGGUAUUCACACCCAAUAGGAUUCGCAUACCUCAUUAGUUCUAACACAACUCGCACAAUUUUAAGCGCCAAUCCACCUCUUCCUCAUCACGUAAAUUAUCCUGGCGAUGACGUAAUGAUUGGUUCGUGGAUUGCAGGUUUCAAGCAUAUGAACGAUCCAAGCACUGUGUUCGAGACCGUACCUGAAAACACACCACCUCCGCAAUAUCGUGUGUAUCCAAAACCUUAUAUUCCAUAUACUAUGGACACGAAAGUCGUAGACGAUGAAGCCGGGUUUCAUGAUGUUAAAGGCAGAGGUGGGAAGGAUGCUCGAGUUGGUUGGCAAUCUGUUUGCGUGCAUAGACUAACUUCCGAGGAGAUGAGACUCUUGAGAGAAAGAGAGGAGAUAGAGUCAGAAUGGGAGAGUCCUAUUAGGUAG